Messenger RNA from Scleropages formosus (Asian bonytongue), 2266 nucleotides. It is a transcript of the gene timm23b, whose product is annotated as translocase of inner mitochondrial membrane 23 homolog b (yeast). Gene Ontology annotation, cellular component: TIM23 mitochondrial import inner membrane translocase complex. NCBI's taxonomy places the organism in Eukaryota, Metazoa, Chordata, Actinopteri, Osteoglossiformes, Osteoglossidae. Gene Ontology annotation, molecular function: transmembrane protein transporter activity. The record is from RefSeq and is a predicted model, not a curated record. Bases 340 to 963 code for a protein of 207 amino acids. The transcript has 7 exons. Gene Ontology annotation, biological process: protein import into mitochondrial matrix.
UUUACGGCCGCGCGCGGAGCUGUGGAGGUCAGAGAAGGCGCUGUUCCAGUAGAAGCGGCAGCUCGACCACCCGGCAUUUCUGUUAUGAAUUUAUUGUAAAUAUUGUUAGGCGAACAGCGUUUGAAACCCUUGUUGGCGGAACCACGUAUUUUAAUAACAAAUGCGUGUCUUUUUGACUUCCGGCCUGUCGGAAUUCGUUGGAUAGCUAGCACUCUUAGCGCAGAGCGGGAGUUGAGGCGGCCGCUAGGCUAGCUACACCCUGCCGGCAGCGUUCGGCAGCUCUCAUAACGUCGGAGAGGACGUUUUCUUGUUGGUACUUUGUUUUUUUUUUCUAUUACUAUGGACAAUACGAAGGGGGCCGGCGGCGGCUCCAGAGGCGGACUCGGCGGUCUUUUUGGAGGCGUUUCCGAGUAUUCAAACAGUGAACUAGCCGGAGUGCCGCUGACUGGAAUGAGCCCCCUCUCCCCCUACCUGAAUGUAGACCCCAGGUACCUGACACAGGAGAGUGAUGAGUUCAUCCUGCCCACCGGUGCCAACAAGACCCGUGGUCGCUUUGAGCUGGCAUUCUUCACCAUCGGUGGUUGCUGUAUUACAGGUGCGGCAUUUGGAGCACUGAAUGGACUGCGCAUGGGCCUAGCGGAGACCCGGGACAUGGCUUGGUCUAAGCCUCGCAACGUGCAGAUCCUUAACCUGGUCACUCGGCAGGGAGCCACAUGGGCAAACACGUUGGGCUCUGUAGCCCUGCUGUACAGUGUGUUUGGGGUGGUGAUCGAGAAGGCUCGUGGAGCCGAGGAUGACCUCAAUACUGUGGCCGCUGGGACGUUGACAGGCAUGUUGUACAAAUCAACAGGUGGGCUCCGCGGGGCAGCACGGGGAGGCCUCGCAGGCCUGGCCAUAUCGGGACUUUAUGCUCUGUACAACAACUGGGACCACCUGAGGGGAGGCUCCCCAAGCCACUAUUGAGGCCACGCUCAUCCCAGCCUCGAACGCCAGCUCCACGAGGAAGAGGUGCUCUCUUGGCAUGGGGGACUGGUGUGUCCUGAAAGCCACAGGGUCUCCAGGCUGCCCAUCUCCCUCACCCGAGUUGGUCGAUCACACUGAUUUAUACUGGGGGUCACCUGAUGAGUAUCAGUUAUGCGUCAGUUCUUAACUGGAAAAUAGCAGACCCUGUAACCCUUAAGGACCACGGUCCCCACACAUGUAGGGGACUUUGUCUGGAUGUGAGACAUCUUCACAAGUAGCUGUCUGGAGACCCUGGCAGUAAUUGUUGUCUUUUGCCUCUAAGAUAAAAGUACAUGUAAAAACUGUAAUUUUCUUUUCACGGUGUGCUGAUGGGGGGGGGAGAUUCUUUUGAGAGAUGUUUUCAUGUGAGGAGGUGGAGGGUGUUCUUCACUGUUCAUGUUAAACUCAAGACCACCCAUUUGCUCGUAUGUUUGGAAGUGAAUACUGCUGGGUGCCAGCCCUGUUUUGGGUUUUUAGUUUUGCUAAACCAUUAUGUACUCAGUAUGCUUUUGAAUUUGUGUUCUGUGUCAUCCUGUUGAAAUUCUUCUGAAAUUAAAGGUUUAAAAAUAGAGCUGUUCUAAGGAGUAUGUUAACCAAGUAACUUUCAAGUAUCUUCUCUGCUGAUGGCACUCAGUGCUUCAGCUUAAAUCUUUCUAGGGCACUGAAGCAGUGCAUUUGUCAUUGUACGUUGCUGAUGAUCAUCAUGUUGCUAUUUUGGUCAACAUUCUUAACCUUCUUUCAUAGCAUCUUGGAGGGCUGGUAUUCAACAGUGUCUGUGUUGUGCAAUAAUGAUGGUGGACAGAGGGGAAAAAAAAUGUAUGUAGAUGAACUUUCUCUGACUGCUAACUCGAUUCUCUAGGAUAAAUUUUAAAGCGACAACUGGGGAGGGGAGGUGGAAAGGAUUUCAUUUUAGAUUAUAAUAGAUGAAUCUGAUUUAGUCACAUAAUUUACAUUUGUAUGUGGGUUUGAAAAAUGAAUUUAAACUGACAAUUUGGAUGUGAGCACUGUCACAGCUAUUUCUGGGCUCCAGUGUACAAAAAUGUGCAAUGUAUGGGUGAGGUAAGGGAUUAUACAGAAAUGAUAAAUCUUAACAUUGCAAGAAAAGCAUAGGGUUAUACUUUAAUGGAUCUAGAAUGUUGUUUAAAGCUUUUUGGUUACAGUAUGACAUGUCCCUUCCUCUUAGCUGUGUUUCAGAGGUCAACAUGUUUGUGAGCUGAGCUGAACUGGUUCUGUGACAUGAAUAAAGUUCAAAGUUUCUCAAUUA